Molecule: messenger RNA, 3338 nt
Organism: Heteronotia binoei (common prickly gecko)
Lineage: Eukaryota; Metazoa; Chordata; Lepidosauria; Squamata; Gekkonidae
Gene: MAMDC2
Product: MAM domain containing 2
Exons: 14
Coding region: 57-2264 (735 amino acids)
Cellular component (GO): membrane
Source: RefSeq, a predicted model, not a curated record
UCAACCUCCCCCCGCUUUCUCUCGCUCUCUUUUUAACUGUUGCUGUUUCCCCUUCAAUGUCCUGGCACGCCAACACUUUCAUUUAUAUUGCGCGUACUUCUUCACAAGCAGCUUCAUUCCCCCUCGGGGCAGCGAGUCUCUGCCUCUUUCCCCCCUCAUCCAUUAUCUCAGCGCCGGAGAGGUUCAUUUUUCCCCACUACACUAUGAUCUUGCUGUGUCUCCUCAUCGGGCAAGCUCUGCAGUUUGGUGAGACCGUUGAACUCUCUGCUGGCUCUUGUGCCUUCGAAGACAGCACUUGUGGUUAUGUGUCAGACUUCUCUUCUCUGCCCUGGAUCUUGAAUGAAGAAGGUCAUUACAUUUCUGUGGAUACUUCACAGGGAACAAACGGUGACACAGCUGUAUUACUGAGUCCUGGACUACAUUCUGAAGAAUGGAGCUGUAUCAGACUUAUAUAUCAGAUUGCAACAUCUUCCGAACUGCCUGUAGAUCCCACCACUUUAAAUCUGUAUCUAAGAGUAGAAGGAGAAAGCUUUGAUAAUUUGCUUUGGACAACCACAGAGCCCUCAGAAAGCUGGCUCAUAGCUAGUCUUGAUGUCAGAAACAGUACAAGUAAGUACAAGAUCAUGCUAGAAGGUGUGUUGGGAAGAGACAUUUCUGCCAGCAUAGCAAUUUUUGAAAUUAAAAUAACUACGGGCCACUGUAUAGAAUGUAACUUUGAAGAAAACCAUCUUUGUGGUUUUAUGAACCGCUGGAAUCCCAAUGUGAACUGGUUUGUUGGUGGAGGCAACAUUGGAAAUUCACAGUCCAUCCUUCCGAGAGAUCACACUCUUAAUGAUGAAUUUGGUCACUACAUGUAUGUGGACUCUCUUUAUGUAAAGCAUUUUCAGGAAGUGGCUCAGCUGGUCUCUCCUCGGACAACGACACCGAUGUCAGGCUGUUUGUCCUUUUAUUAUGAAAUGCAGCAAGAAAGUGGCAUUGUUUUCACAGUCUACAUGAAAGAUAUAACUGGCUUUUAUGAAGAGCUUUGGAAAGCAGACAGUAGUGUGAAUACAGAAUGGGUUUUAGCAGAAGUUGAUUUCAAUGCACCAUACCCAAUGGAGGUUAUUUUUGAAGUUGCUUUCAAUAGUGCGAAAGGAGGAUAUAUUGCCCUUGAUGAUGUUUCUUUCUCUCCUGUCUUUUGUAGCAACCAAACAGAAAUUUCCUUUGCUCCCCCAGAAGCAAGCUGCACUUUUGAAGAGGAUUUGUGCAAUUUUUAUCAGGAUAACCAGGAUGGCCCUGGCUGGAGCAGGGUAAAGGUAAAACCUAAUGCAUACAGGCCAGGAGACCAUACUACUGGAAUGGGUUACUACUUGCUGGCAAAUACAAAGUUUACACUACAACCUGGGUAUAUUGGCCGUUUAUACAGCCCCACCCUGCCAGGAAAUUUUCAGUAUUGUCUGCGAUUUUAUUAUGCCUUAUAUGGCUUUUUCAAAAUGAGAGACAGUCUGGCUGUUUAUAUCUUUGAAGAGAACCAUGUAGUUCAAGAAAAAAUCUGGUCUGUCUUGGAAACUGCCAAAGGAGUCUGGACUCAAGUCGAAAUCACCUUCAAAAAACCCAUGCCUUGCAAGGUGGUAUUUGUAAGCUGGUGCAAAAGCUUUUGGGACUGUGGACUGGUGGCAUUGGAUGAUGUAUCAGUAGGUGUCGGAAGCUGCCACAGUACUGACUUAUCACCUGCUUUUCCUAGAGAAUGCACUUUUGAAAGAGAUGAGUGUGCAUUUACUCAGCAAAAGAAAAACCGGGGCAGUUGGCACAGGCGAAGAGGUCAGACUCCUACAUCUUACACUGGACCAAAAGGAGACCACACUACUGGGGUAGGGUACUACAUGUACAUUGAGGCAUCUAACAUGGUCUAUGGACAGAAAGCAUGGCUUAUAUCAAGGCUUCUACGAGGCACCUCUAGGCUCCAGUGCCUUAUAUUUUUUUAUCAUAUGUAUGGAGCUGGAACAGGGAUAUUAAAUGUUUAUGUAAAGAAACAUGGUGAAAAGGAUGAGACCCUCCUCUGGAGAAGGCAAGGAGAACAAAGCGUCACUUGGCUAAGAGGCCUCAUAGAAUAUACAUGUGACACGUAUCACCAGAUUAUAUUUGAGGCAGUUCGUGGUGUGUCAAUAAAAAGUGACACUGCUAUUGAUGACAUCAGGUUUCAGUCAGGACCUUGUAAAGAAAUGGGAGAAACAACAAUGCAAUCUUCUGGAUACUCUGCUGAUUUUAAUGAAAUUGAAUAUUGAGCUCUAUGGAAGUGGGAGAACACUGCAUGCCUAAUUUCAGUGGAAACUGCACAGACCCUUCCUCAUUUAUUAAAGAAAGAAAAGAAAUACUGGACUAUUUUGCUUAGGGCCCAAAGGCAUGGGGAGAAUUCGGCAAGGACUCAAUAUUGGACUUUCCUGUAAAGUUACUGACUCAGGGCUUCCUUCAUGUUGUUUUUAUUGAAUUUUAUUUUGCAUGUGACAUUGGUUAUGAUAAAAGACUAUUAAUUUUGCACGACUGUGUAAUAAUAGAAAUAGAUGUUUGGGGGGGGGUAAAUAUUUUUGGCCACAUAGUAACAAAACAAAAUGGACACAAUCUUUCAUUGUGUUAACUAAAUCUGCAUUCAGUGAAUGUCUUUUUUUUUGGCAAAUAAUAGGUUUUAUAAGAAUUAUAGGAUUUUGAUAUAAGAAAAUAGCAUUGAACACUAAGAAAAAGAGGGGCUGCCAAUGAAGAAAGGGAUAUUUUGAUUCCUUAAUAAAGGCUGACUGUGUAGAAAAAAGCAGUUGGAGCUUUUUAUGGCAUGGAGGUAAAUAACAGCCCAUCAAGCCUCUAUUAAGGGGCCAGGACAUUUCUUUUUCAUGCUGUUGGCAACUCUACCGAUAACUUGCAGGCUGAAUGCUAUUGUUUUACUUGCUGUUUGGGAAGACAGACCUGACCUCUUUAGUAUUAAAGAAUUCUCUUAACAAAAUAAGUACCCAGCAUAGUCAUUUCUUGCCAAAGAGUUAACAUGAUGAUUUUGUCAUUCCUGUGACAGCAGAUGAACCGCUGUAAAUGUUCUAAUAUAAUUUCAAUACAAUAAUAUUGACAUGCAUAAGUUACAAAAAACUCAGUUUGGCAUACAGUUUUUUAUCAGUGGGUGGAUUCACUUGCACACAGUGGUCUCAUAUCAUACUCAGACACAGAUUAUUUAAUUUCCAGUCGUACAUUUGAUUUUCAAACAUUUAUAGUCAUGUAUGUGUUGUGUGCAUUUUAUAUAUAUAUGUGUGCAAAUUUUUAAUAUAACAUGUGUGAUAUGCUGUUCUAUAAUUAUCUAAUAAAAUGCAACUUUAAAUAAC